This is a messenger RNA of Stylophora pistillata, 3082 nucleotides long. Its product is annotated as PMS1 protein homolog 1. Gene Ontology annotation, molecular function: ATP-dependent DNA damage sensor activity; ATP binding; mismatched DNA binding. The record is from RefSeq and is a predicted model, not a curated record. Gene Ontology annotation, biological process: mismatch repair. NCBI's taxonomy places the organism in Eukaryota, Metazoa, Cnidaria, Anthozoa, Scleractinia, Pocilloporidae. Gene Ontology annotation, cellular component: MutLalpha complex.
UACGUAUGUUUUCCCGCUCAAGAUCAACUCUUGAUGGCGGAAAGGCAACACAGACUUGUGAGCGUAAAAAUGUCAGCGGGCGAAUGAAUUUCAGGGUCUAAAUAGGAACGACAUUUCGGCAUAAUUCGUGAUAAGAAUUCGAGUGCAAUGAAUCUUUUAACUUCAUCAACAAUUCGGUUGAUUGCCAGUUCGCAGGUAAUUACCUCCGUUAGCUCAGUUGUGAAAGAACUGAUCGAGAAUUCUCUCGAUGCAGGGGCCUCGAACAUUGAAAUCAAACUGGAUGGAUGGGGUCUAGAAAGAAUUGAAGUUCGAGAUAAUGGUUGCGGUAUUAAAUGUGAUGAUGACCCUUAUAUGGCCCAGCCCCAUUAUACAUCAAAAAUAUUGACUGACAAUGACUUGAAAUCUCUACAAACCUACGGUUUCCGUGGUGAAGCCCUAGCGUCACUGUCAUCUGUCAGCAAUGUGUCUAUAUUAACCAAAACGGAAACUGAAGAAGUUGGUGUGUUGUACACAUUGGAACGUGACGGGAAGAUUGUAGCCACCAAACCAAAACCUACAACAACGGGGACAACAGUUUUAGCUACAAAUUUAUUUAAAAACCUCCCAGUGAGAAAACAGUUUUUAAGCAACACCAAAAAAUGUAAAGAAGAGUUGAAAAGAGUGGAAGACUUGGUGAUGGCGUAUGCACUCAUUCGUCCCUCUCUGAGAAUCAUUUUGCGGCACAACAGGACGGUUGUUUGGCAAAAGAGUAAAGUUGCAGAUGAGCGAACAGCGUUAUUGACAGUGUUUGGAAUGUCUUUGUUGGCACAAAUGGGUUCAGUUGAGUAUCACGAUGAUAAAGAGAAUGGCAUUCAUAUACUUGGAUACCUUCCCAGGCCAGGAUCUGAUAUGGAGUUUACUGGGCGUGCAGUGAAUGACCGAUGUUUUAUAUUUUUUAAUGGAAGGCCUGUUAAUAUGAAACAGAUAUCUCAGUUGGUCAAGCAGUACUACAAUAGGCAAGCACCUGUUACAUCAAACAGAUAUCCUGUUGCUUUCCUAAGUAUCACAAUACCUCCUGAAGGUCUUGACGUCAAUCUGGAACCCAACAAAACUAGAGUGAUGCUGACAAACCAAGAUGAACUAAUGACAGUUUUGAUAAAGCUGUUAGAUGAUUUUUAUGCAGAGGAGAAGAACAAGCUCCCUGCAGCUCAAAAUCAUGGUUGUGAUGUUGCUGCUGGUAAACUUGGUGACAUUACCAACACUUGUAGCUUGGACUGGGAGAGUGGUAAAAACAGUCAACAAGGAACAGGUGCACUAGUGGAGAGCAACAUUUUACAUAAUAACAUGCUAAGCAAGGAGCACAAAAUUGACAAUAACCAUAGUGAGCAAGCAAAUGGUAGGGAUACAAUUUGCAGUAAAAUCCCCACAAGUACUUCAAGCAAGGAGAAAGAUUUGCUGAUAGAAGAAUUGUCUUGCCACAAAGGAAAAAGUCUAAACAGCCAAGAGAAAGAUGCACUUAAAUCUCCAACUCAGGCAACAAAGAAUGCAGAAUUGGUAUAUGAUGUUCCUGUUUUCAGGAAUACAGAUGUAGCCAGUUUGAAUGAAAAAGACUCAUUCCAGUCAAAUAAUUUGAAGUCGAAAGCACUCUUUGAAUCAUUAAGUGACAAGGCCAUUGAUGAAAUCAAUGAAUCAGUAGAUGACCCAAAUGCAGCUGAUAAGGAGAAAAUACUGGGAAAAAGUCAGGAAUUAUCUGGAAAUAAAAGUUUGACAUCUACUGCUGCCAACAGUUUCCCUGUCAGGAAUUUGUUUUCACUUAAUCUGGAUGAUUUGUUUGAAGAUUCUGGGUUAGAGACCAGUGGUGUCACCUCCAACUUAAAUAUAUCAAGUCCAUCCAAUGAUGUUUACACUGUCAAGAAGUCUAAUCUACCUAAUGUGCCAUCCACUGUGAGGCAAGAGGGAACAACAUGUGGUGAGGAAACCUCUAAGGGACAUUCAUCUGACCAUUCUGAGGUGCACUGUACAGACAAGGCAUGGAGCAUGGGAGGUGGAAUUGUUGACAAGCAAGGAAAUCCUGUGCAGCCCGUGUCGUUGGUGACCCCUGGUCAUUCAAGAACACUCUCUUUGAAUAGGACUACUUUCAGUCUGUUACCUCAUCGUGCAAAGAGGAAGCACACGUAUGAUCAGGACAAGUCAAGGCUAUCUCUUUCUAGCAAGAAGAUAAAGAAAAUGCCAGAAAUAACCAACCAACCACUAAUAAACAAAGUCAUGUCACCAAAUCCUCUUCAAAGAAAACUUCUCUACAAGAAAAAAGAAGUUCAGUUUUGUUUGGGUGACUUGAAGGAUUUGGCAAAAAGGAGAGCCAAAGAACCAAGCUUUUUAGAAGAUCAUUCCAGAACAGACCAUUUGAUUGGUCGGCUGGAUCCCUGGGGAGUUUGGCUAAUCCAGAAAGGAAAGGAUCUUGUUUGUGUCAAUCAGUACAGAGUACAAGAGCAGCUUCUCUUCCAACGCCUGAUGGCUUGUCAUUCUCUUCCGAAAGAAAGGCUUGAUCAUCCCAUCAUUUUAAAUGAGAGAAGUGUUGGUGGUCUUAAUUGUUGGACAACGUUGUGUAAUUUGAGUGUCAAUUGUAACCCACCAGACACCACAAGAUGGAUUGAUGACAAACGAUUGACAGCAAAUGGAUUCGAUAUCUGUUUCAAAACAAAUGUUGAAAGUGGAGAGACCAGAGUGGAGUUACAUGAGGUAUCUACUAGCAUACCCUUUUAUGGAGUGCCCGAUUUGGUCGAAGUUCUCGAGCUUAUUUGUCAAAAGGAAAGCGGUGAUUCCAAUUGUCUAUCAGAGUGCCGACCUUUUAAAGUUAUCCACUAUCUCCAGAGCGAAGCGGUUCGGAUUGCUCGUUCGCUCAGUUCCCGGAUGAACAGAAGUGAAGUGGAUGAGCUACUGUCCCGGAUGGAAAACGAAAUUCCUCAGGAUUUGAGAAAAUGUGUGCAGGAUCGUCCAUUCUUUUUAACGAUCGCGCCAAUCUCAAAAGACUGAACAAGGAAUACGAAAAGUUGUUGCAAGAGAGCAUCCAUGACAGAUCUAAAUAAAUAUCCUCCUUUAAUUA